AUGGCUGAAGCUGGAGUUCUUGAAACUAUGCCACGUACAAUGACAAAGGAAACAGAGUUAAAGAAAGAAUUGGAGAAACUAGUAAAGACAAUUCUUGUCGAGGAGGAUUAUAGAGUGGAGGUUACUGAUGAGGCCAUGAGGAUUUUGAGUGUCUUGAAAGAAUUGAAAUUCAAGAAAUCAUCGAAGGUGGUGGAGGUGGUGGAUAAUACAGUUAUCCCUGAAGAAUUUAUAUGUCCCAUUUCAAAGAAGAUAAUGAAUGACCCUGUUGUCCUGGCUACUGGACAGACCUACGAUCGACCAUUCAUCCAAAGAUUGCUAAAUGAAGGGCACAGAACAUGUCCCCAGACCCAGCAAGUCAUUUCUCAUACUUUCCUGACCCCUAAUCAUUUGGUGCAAGAAAUGAUUUCAAAGUGGUGCAUGGAGCGUGGAAUUGAGCUACCAAAGCCCCUAGUUGAUGAUGAUGUGCAUACUGAUGCUGACAGAGUCUAUUUGAAGUCACUGCUUGAAAAGAUGUCCUCUUCCCUUUCUGAUCAAAAAGAAGCUGCAAAGGAGCUUCGGCGUCUAACUAAAAGGAUGCGAUCAUUUCGGUCCCUUUUCAGUGACUCAACCGAUGCUAUUUCUCAAUUGCUCAAUCCACUAUCAUCAGGCAGAGCUAACACUCACCCUGAUCUGCUAGAAGAUUUGAUUACAACAAUUUUCAACCUCUCCAUUCAUGAAAAUAAUAAGCAGCUAUUUGCAGAAAAUCCACAUGUCAUCCCUCUGCUUGUUGAAUCUGUAAGAUCUGGAACCAUUGAAACAAGAAGAAAUGCUGCUGCUGCUCUCUUCUCCUUAUCAGCCCUAGAUUCAAACAAGCUCAUUAUUGGAAAAUCUGGUGCUCUAGAACCUCUAAUUGGCCUUUUAGAAGAAGGGCAUCCACCGGCAAUGAAGGAUGCUGCAUUGGCAAUUUUCAACCUUUGUCGUGUCCUUGAGAAUAGAGUCAGGGCUGUCCAAGAAGGGGCAGUCAGGGUAAUCCUAAAAAAGAUAAUGGAUUGCAUCCUUGUUGAUGAGUUGUUGGCUACUCUUGCAAUACUUACUAGCCAACAGGAGGCUGUUGAGGAAAUGGGGCUACUUGGUGCGGUGCCUUGCUUAAUUGACAUUAUAAGGGAGAGUAGUUCUGAGCGCAACAAGGAGAAUUGUGCUGCGAUUUUACAUACAAUCUGUCUAAAUGACCACACUAAAUGGCGGGCCAUCAUGGAAGAGGAAAAGGCCAAUGCUACACUUUCGAUACUUGCUGAGAAUGGGACUUCAAGAGCCAGGAGGAAAGCUAAUGGCAUUCUCAAGAUACUGAAUGGAGCUGCUUCAAUCAUACAUACUCUAUGA
Messenger RNA from Populus nigra (black poplar), 1359 nucleotides. RefSeq names its product U-box domain-containing protein 9-like. Lineage: Eukaryota; Viridiplantae; Streptophyta; Magnoliopsida; Malpighiales; Salicaceae. Gene Ontology annotation, cellular component: nucleus; cytoplasm. The transcript is spliced from 3 exons. The record is from RefSeq and is a predicted model, not a curated record. Gene Ontology annotation, biological process: protein ubiquitination. Gene Ontology annotation, molecular function: protein binding; ubiquitin-protein transferase activity. Bases 1 to 1359 code for a protein of 452 amino acids.